Anguilla anguilla (European eel) is the source of this 5542-nucleotide messenger RNA. Its product is annotated as synaptic vesicle glycoprotein 2C-like. The record is from RefSeq and is a predicted model, not a curated record. Gene Ontology annotation, cellular component: membrane. The transcript has 14 exons. Gene Ontology annotation, biological process: transmembrane transport; chemical synaptic transmission. The coding region runs from base 428 to 2617 and encodes 729 amino acids. Gene Ontology annotation, molecular function: transmembrane transporter activity. Lineage: Eukaryota; Metazoa; Chordata; Actinopteri; Anguilliformes; Anguillidae.
AGUUGAUGAUACCACUCGGCCCUGCCCACCAUUGUACAUAUUUCAGUCCGAUGGCCAGCCCUAACUUUCGACUGUAGCAUCUAUGCACCCACUAGGAGGGAUGCGUGAAGAAUACUAGCUACUGCAGGCGCAUUGGUGCACCAGAAAAAAAGAAAAGAAAAAGAAAAAAGAAAACUCGUCGACAGUUUCUACCUCAGGUCCUUUUCGAACAACACUACUGUGGAAUACCAGCAAAUUUCUAUCCACGGCGCAAAGACAGUUUCUUGCUAUGGGUGUUUACUGCUAACGUUCCGUCUCCAUCCCUUCUUAACCGUCUGGAGACCUCCAUUACUGGUGCAAAGACACUUGUAUGUUGAGCCCUUCUUCAACGGGUCCUCCCAGAAUCCUUCUGUAGCUCCUGUUUGUGAUUGAGACUCCCCAGGGGAAGAUGGGUGAUGCGUACAGGGAGAGAACUUCACUGGCUAAGGGUGCAAAAGACAUCGCCAAGGAGGCCAAGCGGCACGCGGCGAAGAAGGUGAGCAAGGUGGUGGACCGCGCCUCGGACGAGUACACCCAGCGGUCCUACAGCCGCUUCCAGGACGAGGAGGACGAGGACGACGACAACUACUACAGGCAAGAUGGCGACCACGCGGACGGCGCCAACGAGGAGGAGGGCUCCAGCGACGCCACGGAGGGCCACGACGACGAGGACGAGAUCUACGAGGGGGAGUACCAGGGCAUCCCGGCGGGGGGGCAGGCCAAGGAGAACCAGGUGGCCGUGGGGAAGCCGGUGUCGGACGGCCUGAAGGACAGGCAGGAGCUGGAGAUGGAGAGGCAGGCGGACGAGGAGGAGCUGGCGCAGCAGUACGAGCUGAUCAUCCAGGAGUGCGGGCACGGCCGCUUCCAGUGGCAGCUCUUCUUCGUCCUGGGCCUGGCGCUCAUGUCCGACGGCGUGGAGGUCUUCGUGGUGGGCUUCGUGCUGCCCAGCGCCGAGACGGACAUGUGCAUUCCCAACUCCGGCGCUGGCUGGUUAGGCAGCAUCGUGUACCUGGGGAUGAUGGUGGGGGCGUUCUUCUGGGGGGGUCUGUCCGACAAGGUGGGCCGUCGACAAGCCCUCCUCGUCUGCAUGUCUGUCAACGGAUUCUUUGCCUUCCUCUCCUCCUUCGUGCAGGGCUACAGUGUCUUCCUUUUCUGCCGCAUGCUCUCAGGGUUUGGGAUUGGAGGAGCGGUGCCCAUCGUGUUCUCCUUCUUCUCGGAGGUGCUGGCACGGGAGAAGAGGGGAGAACACCUGAGCUGGCUGUGCAUGUUCUGGAUGAUCGGGGGCAUCUACGCCUCUGCGAUGGCCUGGGCCAUCAUCCCCCAUUACGGCUGGAGUUUCAGCAUGGGCUCGGCCUACCAGUUCCACAGCUGGAGGGUGUUUGUGGUGGUCUGCGCCCUGCCCUGCGUCUGCGCCGUCGUGACUCUCACCUUCAUGCCCGAGAGCCCCAGGUUCUUCCUCGAGGUGGGGAAGCACGAUGAGGCCUGGAUGGUGCUCAAGCGUAUCCACGACACCAACAUGCGAGCACGCGGGGAGCCAGAGAAGGUGUUCACCGUGAACAGGAUUAAAACCCCGAAGCAGAUCGAUGAGCUUGUGGAGAUGCAGUCAGAGUCUGCUAACCCCGUCUCCAAGGCCUUAUUCAGGGUGAAGACUGAGCUCCAUGGGAUCUGGUUAACGUUCUUGAGAUGUUUCAACUAUCCAGUGAGAGAUAACACCAUCAAACUUGCUAUUGUAUGGUUUUCUUUGUCUUUUGGGUACUACGGACUCUCCGUUUGGUUCCCUGAUGUCAUCAAGCACCUUCAGGAAGAUGAGUAUGCCUCCAGGGUCAAGAUGCACAACAAUGAGCGUAUCGAGGACUUCACUUUCAACUUCACCCUGGAGAACCAGAUCCACACCAACGGAGUGUUCAUCAAUGACAGAUUCAUCCACAUGAAGCUCAAGUCGGUUACCUUCAUCAACUCCACCUUCCAGGACUGCUACUUUGAAGAUGUCACGUCAGUGGGCUCCUUUUUCAGGAACUGCACGUUCAUCGAAGCCUUUUUCUACAACACUGAUAUCGAUGACUCCAAACUGAUCGACACGCAGGUGAUAAACAGCUCCUUCCACCACAACAAGACGGGGUGUCAGAUGACAUUCGACGACGACUACAGUGCCUACUGGGUGUACUUCGUCAACUUCCUGGGGACACUGGCUGUCUUGCCGGGGAACAUAGUUUCUGCAUUGCUCAUGGACAAAAUAGGGCGCCUGACAAUGUUAGGCGGGUCCAUGGUGCUGUCAGGGAUCAGCUGUUUCUUCCUGUGGUUCGGGACCAGCGAGGCCAUGAUGAUCGGCAUGCUGUGCCUGUACAAUGGCCUGAGCAUCUCUGCCUGGAACUCCCUGGACGUGGUCACCGUGGAGCUCUACCCCACGGACAGGAGGGGUACAGGGUUUGGAUUCUGUAACUCGAUGUGUAAGCUGGCGGCGGUGCUGGGCAACCUGAUUUUCGGAUCUCUAGUGGGCAUCACGAAAGCCAUCCCCAUCCUGCUAGCCUCCACGGUCCUGGUGUGUGGGGGGCUGGUGGGGUUGCGGCUACCGGACACCAGGUCCAACGUCCUCAUGUAACCCCUCCGGGUACACAGGGUGCAAAAGGCUCAGACUACACCUUUUUUUAAUUUUUUUUUUACGUGUGCCAAUUUGCUUUAUCAUUACGACCUCAAAGCCAUUAAGCCUAGCCAUAUGUCGAUGAGUGAAUCAGGCCAAGACAAAGUGGCAGGGUAAUUCUGAGUCAGACACUUCACUGAGUCAAGUCCCGUAAUGUGAGAUAUGAGUCAGCGGUGGUGAAAUAUCUGAUUCCAAACAGUUUUUUUUUUUACUGGAAAAACUGCUGGUAUAUCAGAUUAUUAAUAUAAUAAUCCACCCAUCAGAGAUGACCAGCUGGAGGGGGGAGAUAAAAAUGCAGGCUAACAGGGGAGCUUGCCUUAAGAGCAGAAUGACACAUCUCAUGCUUCAGUCUGACAGCAGUGUGAUUUAUGUCUGAUUAAAUAUGAUUACCAGCUCUGUGUUACUGGAUUUACUGCUAUAGACAGAAUGAUAAUAAUCCCCAUUACCGUUCUAGUUGCACAGUGACAAUGAUUGCAUUAUGGAAUUAUGUUGUUUUUUUGUUUUUUCAAUUAAUUUUAACUGUUAGAGUAAGCAAGUAAUUUAUUUGUUGCAGAGUGCUUUUUUGUUUAGCCUUUUUAGAUAUUGCCACAGCAUUUAAUGGCAUUUGUUCAAUAGUGUUUAAAGUGUGGAUUUCUGAGCCUUCUGCACCCAUUUCAGUUCUGAGAAUAUAAAGGCCAUAGAAAAAUAUGAAUAGUAAUAAUUAUUGUUGUGCAAGUGACUUUAUUGGCAAUCACAUUUCUAAAUGAAAAAAAAGCUAUCAGUUUACAUUUUCUGCUUUUCAACCAAAAGUUAGCAGAAAUCUGAAUACACGUUAAAAGUAGUGUAUUAUAAUUAUCUUUAAGGCUAAUGUAAUAUAUCCAAGUUCAACAUUAAGUGCUUUUGAUUUGAGUUGUGUUACUUUUGAUUUGCUAAUACCGUGUAAGGAAUUCACAUCAUACAAUUGCCUUUCAGAGUUGCUUGCCAUACUGCUUUUGAGUGUGCAUCCUUUAAAAAUAAUACUCAAUGGCCUUUUUGAAUGUUGUGCCUCUCCUGAUCUUCUGUCCAGCAUAUUGUUAUUGGAAGUAGCCCUCCAUGGUAGUCUGUCUUGGUGCUUUUCUUUUACUCAUUCUCAGUCCAUGCUACAUUAACGUUGGUGAUAGCUCUGGUGUGCAUGUGUGUGCAGACAGCUUGGUUUGGGACCUGAAGUGAAUGACUGCUCUCAUACAGUGUGCAGUUUUAAAUUUAGCAAGGCCUAACUGAACAGAUGGAGGUAUUUUCUGCACUAUUCCAGUGUGACAGCAUGCGAAACGUAUAAUGCAAGUUGGUUAAAUGACAGCUCUUGGUUGAAGUUUUUCCAGCAAUACUACUGUAAAAAAAAAAAAAAGUGAGUGUUGUAAGAGAUUUAGACUUUUUUGGGAAAAUAUAGGUACAUACAGAAGUAUAAACUACAGUAGCUACAUCUAGUUUUUAUUUUGGAACCGGGACUCUUCUUUUUGAAGCAGGGACUUUUUGUACGGCAAAAAUUAAGAAUUUAUUCCGUACAUUACGAAUCAUUUAAUGCACUGCUCCCAUGCCUUUUCUGCUCAUUAACUCAAUAGUGUGCAUUUUAAUCUCACAAAAUGCUUGGCAGAUAUCACAAUCCGUUUGAAUUCUCUCAGCCAGUCGGGUAUAUGUGCUGUUGCCUUCUGAUUAAAAAAGAAAUUCAUCAUAGACCCCAUUUGUAGGCUUUACCUCUCUGCCACAGUAUUACCUUUAUGGAGCUGGUCUAUACAUCACGUUAAUUGCUCCUCUAUCCACCAGGUUGUUUGUAGUUUCUUGUUUAAUAGAAUUGUAAGCCCUCUUUUUGUGAUUAAGCCUGCUAUCUAUCCAUUUGUUUUUCAACACUUUUGUAAAGGACUCAUUGUCAGACGUAUAAUAAGCAGUAAAUGUAUGUAUAAAUGUUAAUAUUUUGGACAUUUGAACCAUGUAGUUUGCUGAUUUUUAGUUGUUUGAUGAUAUGUGUGCAAAUCCUUCACAACCCUGUGUUGGUCAAAAGUAAGCUUGAUAUAGUUAGAGCUCUUGAUUUGCUAGCGAAAAAAGCCAUUCUUUUUUAGGCCUGAUUAACGUCAAUCCUAAGUACACCUCAGUGAUAAGGGAUAGAUAAAAUACAUAUCAUUAAAAGAUUAUGGCAGUACCUUUGUUUUGGUGUUUUGGGUUGUAUGCCCUAAUAUGGCCGGUCAACUGAACUGUGGCAGCAUAACUUGCCUUUCUCAUUUUAGUGGGGAAAGAAUGUUAAUUUGCGUUUGUGUGUGUGUCCGUGUGUGUGUGUGUGUAUGUGUGUCUGUGUGUGUGUGUGCGCGUGUGUAAAUACUGUAUAUAUUAUUAGAUGUUGAUUUUCAUUUUGUUCAUGUACACCUUUUGAUUUACUGCCAUGUUUCAUGGCUGGCUGCUGGGCUUGUGGCAGCAUGCGCAGCUCCAGUGUCGGCACUGUUCCCUCCGUGUUCACUACUCUCUGUGUCCAAGACAAGCGCAAGUUAACACACUCUGCUACUACACGGGAUAAAAAGCAAACUUGCAUGUAUGUACUGAAGUCUUUGGGUUUGUGUUCAGCUUUGUGUUCUCCGGUUCUUCUGACAGAAAUUUCGAAAAGAAAAAAAAUGCGAAUGUACCAUUCUUGUGAGCUCCUUAGUGUGAGGUGGUUGGUGAGGUUUGUUUUGAGUUUCCAGUCAUCGUGCAAGGGCAUGCCAAUCAUCAGAAGGCUUUGUGGGCAAUGCAGUUCUAUACUUUAUGUGAAGGUGUGCAUAAAAGAGUAUAUCUGCCAAAUAACUGUCUGACAUUUUCAAGAGAGAAAGUGAUAAGUGUGGUAUAAAAUGUAUAGAUGUGGAUGCUGCUGAGCUCCACGUGUAUUGAAUAAAGUUAUGUUCUCUA